Penicilliopsis zonata CBS 506.65 is the source of this 1371-nucleotide messenger RNA. RefSeq lists its product as hypothetical. NCBI's taxonomy places the organism in Eukaryota, Fungi, Ascomycota, Eurotiomycetes, Eurotiales, Aspergillaceae. Bases 1 to 1371 code for a protein of 456 amino acids. The record is from RefSeq and is a predicted model, not a curated record. Gene Ontology annotation, molecular function: FAD binding; monooxygenase activity. The transcript has 4 exons.
AUGAAGAUUAUAAUCAUCGGUGCAGGAAUCAGCGGCUGCGCUGUAUAUCUCCUGCUGAAGAAGCAUCUUCCGGCGGAGGACCACCACUCGUAUAUAAUUUAUGAAGCGUACGAUACCUCACAAAAGUCCUUUCAAGAGCGGACUGCGGAGGACACCCACUCGGCCACUUUGGUGGUUGGAGGAGGCAUUGGCCUGGCGCCCAAUGGCCUGAAUGUACUGAGACGUCUGGAUGAGGACCUAUUCCACGAUGUCGUUCGUUCAGGAUACCCGUAUUCGCGCUUUAAGCUCAAGAGCUCGUUCGGUUGGACGCUGCAAGAAAUUGAUGCCAGAGGCGGCGAUGCCGAUCAUCCAAUUGAAUCGGUAUCCAUGAGCCGACACGCUCUAUGGUCAUGCCUGAAAAACCGGGUUCCUACUGACGCAUUCAUCUGCAAGAAAGUCAAAUGGGUGACUGUCAAUCCCAAUGGGAGACAUGUCGUCCAUUUCGCAGAUGACAGCCCGCCAGAAGAAGCUGACCUAGUGAUCGGGGCGGAUGGCCUGAAGAGCGUCGUCAAGAAGGCGUUAUUCUGUUCUGACCCCAGUUCAGAAGAUCCAUACCCGCCUCAUUACGAGGGUCUCGUCGGCGUGGGCGGGUUUUUCCCUGUAGCCGAAGACAUGAGAAGGACCAUUACCCCCAAGUGCAUGACCAUCGCGUUUGGCGGCCAGGGUUUCUUUGGCUACAGCUACUCCAGCCCGACGGGGGCGAACUACUACUUGUCGUCCCCGCCGCCAUCCCCCGAUGCUCUACUAUGGUGGUCCACGUAUUUCACACCCACAUGCCCGGACCACAAGAGCAUUGAUUCGGACUCGGUGACGGCCCAGCUGCGCGCCCGGCACGCCUCCUGGCCCGACCCCGUCGUGCAGCGCAUCAUCGGCUCCGCACGCGUCGAAUCAAUGUACCCGAUCUGGACGACGCCCGAGCUCCCCGUCUGGGACCGCGAGGGAGUCAUCCUCCUCGGCGACGCGGCGCACGCCUUACCCCCGAACUCGGGCCAGGGUUCCUCGCAGGCCCUCGAGGAUGCAGAGGCUCUCGCCUUGUUUCUUGCCCAUCAUUUACGUGCGCCGCAGACCGAUAGUGCCGAACAACGCGGAAUAUCAGAGAGAGAAGCUGUAAAGCUAGCUACGAAGCAAUAUACCGAUCUGCGCUUUCCUCGCGUCCACGCCGUUGGUCAGGAAGCCAAGCGGAUGAAACAGAGGGAAGCGGGGAUCGGCCUCCUCACGGAACUGAUCAUCUCCUUUUUUAUCUGGGUCAUGGGUCUCUUUUCAUCGGGCCCUCAAAAGCAACUAUACAAUUAUAACAUUGCCGAAGAAGUGGAGAGCGUGCUUUCGAAAUAG